Manihot esculenta (cassava) is the source of this 2213-nucleotide messenger RNA. RefSeq names its product probable LRR receptor-like serine/threonine-protein kinase At1g67720. The transcript has 9 exons. NCBI's taxonomy places the organism in Eukaryota, Viridiplantae, Streptophyta, Magnoliopsida, Malpighiales, Euphorbiaceae. Gene Ontology annotation, molecular function: protein binding. Bases 215 to 1768 code for a protein of 517 amino acids. The record is from RefSeq and is a predicted model, not a curated record.
CCAUCUCCUUUCCCGCGUCCCUAAAAUUCCUUCCGUCUUCCCUAACCCCUCACUCCCUAUUCCUUUCUUGCAACACUCUCUCAAAGACCCAUUCAAGCGCUUUCCCACCCGCUACCGCCUCUCAACUCUCCGAACAAACACCUCCGAGCUCAUUCCUUUUUCACUUUCUUUCUUGUUUUCUGCCCUGUAUCCAUUACGUGCCAAUUUUUUGACCAUGUCAUUUCUUUCUUUCUUCCUCAUUAUAAUCUUUUCUCUUCUCUCCUUCUCCGUUUCUCAAUUCCCUCCUCCUAGAGGUAUUUUAAUUAAUUGCGGCACCACCGCUUCUUCCAUAAUCGCGGGUCGUCGAUGGCUUCCGGAUGCCGGUUUCAUUUCCAGAGGCACUCCCAAGAAGCUUUCAAUGCCUGUCCUGGCUCCUAUCCUCUCCACCGUCCAAUCAUUCCCUCUGAAGAACAAUCUUCAUGAAAAGUUCUGCUACGUGGUUCCGGUUUUCCGCGGUGCCAAAUACUUGAUUAGGACUACGUACUUCUAUGGAGGGAUCAACGGUGAUGCUGAACCCCCAGUAUUCGAUCAGAUUGUGGACGGAACUUUCUGGAGCGUGGUGAAUACGACGAAAGAUUACACCAACGGCAUGUCGUCAUACUAUGAAGGGGUUUUUCUGGCUCAGGGGAAGACUAUGAGUUUGUGUAUCGGGGCAAAUUCUUACACGCAUUCGGACCCGUUUAUUUCUGCUUUGGAGUUUGUGAUUUUGGGGGAUUCGUUGUAUAAUUCCACAGAUUUUAAGCGAUAUGGCCUCAGCUUGGUUGCCAGACACAGUUUUGGAUACAAUGGAUCCGUAAUUCGAUACCCUGAUGAUCGAUUUGAUCGGUUUUGGGAGCCAUUUGGAGAAAAAGAUCCCACCAUAUCGAAAAACAAUAAUCUAUCAAUUUCCGGUAUAUGGAAUCUUCCUCCCUCGAAGGUAUUUGAAACGGAGUUGACGACAAGUCAAUCUGGUCCCCUGGAGUUGAGAUGGCCUCUGGCUCCCCUUCGGAACUCCAUUUACUACAUUGCUUUAUACUUCGCAGAUGAUCGUAAUUCAUCUGCCGUGCCUUCAAGAGAGUUUAAUGUCAGCAUAAAUGGGAUAACAUAUUACAAAAAUUUUACCGUCACACAUGUAGGCUCUUCCGUCUUUGCAACGCAGUGGCCUCUUGUUGGGCUUACUACUGUUACUUUGACUCCCUCUGCUGGUUCUAGUUCUCCUCCAUUGAUUAAUGGGGGAGAGAUUUUUGAGGUCAUGGUGCUUGGAGGAAUAACUCGUACAAGAGAUGUAAUCGCUUUGGAAAAACUGAAAAGCAGUCUCCGUAACCCUCCAGUUGACUGGAGUGGUGAUCCUUGUAUGCCUCGUCAGUAUUCAUGGUCUGGAAUUACAUGCUCCGAGGGCCCCCGAAUUCGUGUCAUUGCAUUGAAUCUGACAAACAUGGGCCUUUCAGGAUCAGUGUCACCAGGUAUUGCCAGAAUGACUGCAUUGACGGACAUCUGGCUUGGAAAUAACAAUUUGUCUGGUUCAAUUCCUGAUAUCGGUUCAUUAAAGUUUCUGCAAACAUUGCACUUGGAAAACAAUCAAUUCACCGGAGAGAUCCCUUCAUCAUUUGGAAGUAUUCAGAACCUGCGUGAACUAUUUUUACAGAACAAUAAUCUAACUGGUCAUAUUCCAAAUAGCCUUACUGGAAAACCUGGGCUGGACCUUAGGAUCUCUCCUGGAAAUCAGUUUUCAUCUCCAGCACCUUCUUGAGCAAACAAACUCAUUGCACUCAAGGCAAAGGUGACAAGGAAUCAAGGAUGCAUUUAUCACCAAACCUGAUUCCACUCAUUGAUUGUUUUUUAGAAAUCCAUAGAGCUUUGAAAAUUCUGCUGCUGAAAGCUUUCUCUGUUAUGCUGGAAGAUUUGCGGCAUCAGCUUUCUCUGGUUUGACCUUAUACGAGCUCCAUAAUUCACUUCAGGGAUCCCCAGAUGUAUGCUUAAAAGUAUUUAUUCAUAUGAAUAUCAAUUUUUUAUUUCUAUUUCUUUUAACACAGGAUAACUGUAUCAUGUCCUCAACCUUGGAUGUAAAUUACAAGUCCAUAUGCGGGUCAUUCUUUAUGGUGUAUUUUUCUUUUAUUUUCAUCAUGUAAUAUGUGGAAACAAAUGUUUCUAGAUUUUAUAUACAAUGGAAGGUUUGAUCAUUUGCAGCGGCUUAA